CCGGGCCGCGCGGGACUGGCCGUCGGGGCCCCGGGACGGCGGCCCCGGGGGCGCCCAUGCCAUGGAGAAGCUGGCGGCCGGGCUGGCGGGCCUGCGCUGGAGCAUGGGCGCCUUCCCGCUGGACCUCAUCGUCAGCCGCUGCCGCCUGCCCACGCUCGCCUGUCUCGGGCCAGGGGAGUACGCCGAGGGCGUCAGCGAGAGAGACAUCCUGCUCAUUCACUCCUGCCGCCAGUGGACGACGGUGACAGCCCAUACCCUGGAGGAGGGCCACUACGUCAUCGGACCCAAGAUUGACAUCCCCCUGCAGUACCCAGGGAAGUUCAAGCUCCUGGAGCAGGCCCGGGAUGUGCGGGAGCCAGUGAGGUACUUCAGCAGCGUGGAGGAAGUGGCCAGUGUCUUCCCUGACCGCAUCUUUGUGAUGGAAGCUAUCACCUUCAGUGUCAAGGUGGUGUCCGGCGAGUUCAGCGAGGACAGCGAGGUGUACAACUUCACGCUGCACGCGGGCGACGAGCUCACCCUCAUGGGCCAGGCGGAGAUCCUGUGCGCCAAGACCACCAAGGAGCGCUCGCGCUUCACCACGCUGCUGCGCAAGUUGGGCCGCGCCGGGGCGCUGGCCGGGGUGGGAGGCGGCGGCCCCGGGGGCCCCGACUGGGCCGGCCUCGCGGAGCCCGGCGCGCCGCCAGCCGAGAUCCCCUACGAGGAGCUGUGGACGCACCAGGCGGCCGAGGGCCUCGCCGAGGGCCGGACCCGGCCGCCCGCUGGGCCCGACCUCAUCUCCUUCGGGGCCGCAGGGCCGCCCUGCCUGGACCCGGAGGCGCCGCCGCCUCCCGUCCCUCCCAAGUCCGAGGCGGUGAAGGAGGAGUGCCGCCUGCUCAACGCCCCCCCUGUGCCCCCCCGGGGUGGCGGCGGCAGGCCCUCGGGCAGCCCCCCGGUGCCCCCACGCUUCCCGAAGCUGCAGCCCGUCCACUCCCCCAGCUCCAGCCUCUCCUACUACUCCUCCGGCCUCCAGGAUGGGGCGGCCCCCCACAGUGGCAGCGGCUCGCCGUCACCGUCCCCGGAUGCCUACUCCCUUUACUGCUACCCAUGCACCUGGGGAGACUGCAAGGCCGGCGAGUCCUCCGGCCGCCCGCCCCCGGGCCCCCUGCCCUCCACCACGCAGCCUGGCCAGGCCACCCGGGCCCUUGCUGAGCCCCUGAGCGGUCGGGCUGCCUCCCUCUUGGGGGCCGACACCCCGGUCAAGGCAUUCCACAGCUGCCCACCUCUGUUCAAGGCCUCACACCCGCAGAAACGCUUUGCUCCGUUCGGGGCCCUCAACCCCUUUUCGGGGCCUGCGUACCCCUCAGGCCCUCCCGUGGCUGCCUCUUCUGGGCCAACAGCCACCUCGGGCCCCCUGGCUACCUCCAGCCCUGCCUUCUCUCCGGGCCCAGGCUCACCGGGCCAGGCCUGUUCGGCUGCUCCCCCUUCCUGUGCCACCUCGUCCUCCUCCUCUUCCGAGUGGCAGGAACCAGCCCUGGAGCCCUUUGAUCCCUUUGAGCUGGGCCAGGCCAGUUCCCCAGAGCCUGAGCUGCUGCGCUGUCAGGAACCCAGAGCUGUGGGGGCCCCUGGGCCUGGAGCCUGCUUUUCACCACUUGGACUCCCUAAGGCCUUCGAACCAGAAGGUUUGGUGCUGCGGCAGGUCUCCACCCCACUGUCACCGGUGACCCUGCAGGGGCCAGAGGCAGGCGGAGCACGGCUCCUUCUCGCCCAAGGGCGCCUAGAAGCGCCUCCUGCCAGUCCCCGGGAGGGGCCCUCGGGCUGGGGGGGCCGGGAUGCCUCCCCCUGGCAGCCCCCUGCUGACCUGUCUGCACUCUCCCUGGAAGAAGUCUCUCGAAGUCUGCGUUUCAUCGGGCUCUCUGAGGACGUGGUGAGCUUCUUUGCCAGAGAGCGCAUUGAUGGCAGCAUCUUCGUGCAGCUCAGUGAGGACAUCCUGGCCGAGGACUUCCACCUCACCAAGCUGCAGGUCAAGAAGAUCAUGCAAUUCAUCAAAGGCUGGCGGCCCAAGAUCUGACGUUACCAGCUCGUAGCGGCACAACUGGAAAGGUGGCACGGAGGCCCGGGGGGGGGGAGCCCUGGGUCUGCAGGGGCACAGCGCUCCCAGGGGCCUGCCUGCAAGGGGCAUCUAUGCCAAGACAGACCAGCGAGGCAGCCCCUCAGAGUGAAUGCAGGGGAGACACACUUGGAAGUGGGUGCUCUGGGGUCGGGCCCUGCGUGGCGACAUCUGGCCUGAGUGUGUAGAGUACGUGGGGAGGAGGCGGAGGCACCGGCGCACACCUGGGCCUGGGAAACGCUGCUGUGAGGCCCAGAGAGAAGGGGCAUCAAGAGCUGGCCUUCCCGGUGCCCUGACAUCUUCCCGUGUCCUCAUGCAGCACUUCACAGACCUCUUGCACUCCUCAAGCUUGUAGGUUCAGGUUAGAGGCCAGGAAGAAGAUUUAAGCACAAAUUCACCAAGUGCCCUCUCCCCUCUGUGCUCUGUGGGCUUUUGGCCUAAGCUGCCCUGGAGACUGGGUGCCGUUUCCGUGUCUCUGGGCCGCCUUCCCUCCCCCUUCUGUGAAUCAGGGCCCUGGCCCUGAGCACAGGUGCCCUGAGGACAAGCCUGUGCCACUGUGCCUCGUAGGCCCCAGCCGCCAGUGCCGGCUUGCGGGUGAAGACUGGACGAGAACAGCUCUGCUGUUGAGCUGUUAGGGAGCCAGGGGUUUCCCCGGCGUCUCGAGUGCCCAGGCUUCUGCCUUCCGUCCUGCUAGGCUGGGUCCAGUCUGCAACGAUUCUCGCUCGGUGGAAAAGCAGGUAGACUUAGGUCAGCUGCUCCUGGAUUCGGGAGGCAGGUGGCCUUCAGUCACCGCUCCUCCCCACCCCCCGUCUGCUGCCCAUGUCGUUGAUUCUGGCAAACAUACGGGGUCCUCCUCUUGCUUUCUGUCACAGGCACAGGUGGGGCAGGUGGGGAGGAAGCACAGUGGUUUGGGGCAGACCUGCUUGAUCGCCGAUCCUGGAGCUCAGGCCCCCUGCACUUGUUCAUCUGCCUCACAGCAGGCCCUUGUCCCCUGGGUCUUGGGCACGAUGAUCUGUGUGGCGCCCGGAGGUUGGCAGUUGUGUACAAGCACCCCUGCCCCGCCUCCCCGGGCUCUCGGUCUCCUUACCCAGGACUGCACUGACUCCUCAUGCCGCUGGCAUCAGGCCCCGGGCGUACCAGCCUUCUCUUCUGCCUUACCUAGCCGUCCUAGAUAUUUAUUUCCUCUGUUUCUUUCAAGAGUAGCAAAGCCAUGCUGGUGCUCAGGCCCUGAGCUGACGUCUCGGCUCCAAGGCCAGGGGAGCUGGGCAGCAGAGCACACACACUGUGAUGUUGAAGCAUCUGGCUUCCCUUGCCGGUCACUUAGUGAAUCCUCAAGGACAAGUGAAAUAAACGCUAGAGCACUGGACAGACGUGCCGGUGGAAUGCU
Suricata suricatta (meerkat) is the source of this 3473-nucleotide messenger RNA. It is a transcript of the gene GAREM2, whose product is annotated as GRB2 associated regulator of MAPK1 subtype 2. The transcript has 7 exons. The record is from RefSeq and is a predicted model, not a curated record. NCBI's taxonomy places the organism in Eukaryota, Metazoa, Chordata, Mammalia, Carnivora, Herpestidae. Bases 62 to 2047 code for a protein of 661 amino acids.